Molecule: messenger RNA, 6593 nt
Organism: Toxotes jaculatrix (banded archerfish)
Lineage: Eukaryota; Metazoa; Chordata; Actinopteri; Toxotidae
Gene: gas2l1
Product: growth arrest-specific 2 like 1
Exons: 5
Coding region: 485-3769 (1094 amino acids)
Biological process (GO): microtubule bundle formation; regulation of microtubule polymerization or depolymerization; protein localization to microtubule plus-end
Cellular component (GO): microtubule plus-end; stress fiber; actin filament
Molecular function (GO): actin filament binding; cytoskeletal adaptor activity; microtubule binding
Source: RefSeq, a predicted model, not a curated record
GCAGGGAAGAUGAGCCGUGGACUCAGUGCGGCACAGUGGUCGUGAUUUCAUCGAUGAGCAGCUGAUUUGACUGACCGCCUCAGAGGCACAGACAUGGUGACACGUGGAUUUUUGCGGGCGAGAGCACACACCGGCCACCGGGUGGAUUAACUGGACGACGCAUGGGUGUGUGUCGCCGUCCAGGACUGCUCCGGUUUCGUUCUCACUGCGGGACCCGGCGAUGCGCUCUUUAAAGGAAACGGGUUUCGCAGAGACAUCCGGAAAACGCAUCCAUGCGCCAGGGCCACUCCGCAUCCCGAAAUGCUUCUGACAACACAAAGCCUGGCUUCAAGAAGCUCCGAUAAGAAACCACACAUGCAAAUCGGCAUGGGUGCGUCAACACGGUUAUUUCGCUAUAUUUUGCGGAUGAGGCUUUGGAGCGCAGAUGUGCAAUGAGACAACCGGGAAUAAUCAAAUAGACUUUAUUGAUACAUAAUCCGACAAUAUGGCUGAUCAGAGCAACAUCCAGUCCGCCGCCUCCAAGAGUAUCCGGCCCUUUAAAUCCAGUGAAGAAUACCUGUAUGCCAUGAAGGAGGAUCUGGCUGAAUGGCUGAACACCCUGUACGACCUAGAUAUCACUGCGGACACCUUUAUGGACGGACUGGAGACGGGCUGUGCCCUCUGUCGGCACGCCAACAACGUGAACCGGGCCGCGCAGGACUUCCAGCUGGAUAACCCGGAGGCUGCACAAUCCAUGAAAGUACCAUCUAAAGAUGUUGUCUUUCAGUCGCGCAACGUCGUGCCCGGCUCGUUUGUGGCGCGGGAUAAUGUGUCCAAUUUCAUCACCUGGUGCAGGCAGGAGCUCUGGAUCAAGGACGUCCUCAUGUUUGAGACCAACGACUUGGUGGAGAGAUGCAACGAGAAGAAUUUUGUUCUGUGUCUCCUUGAAGUGGCGCGACGUGGGUCCAAGUUUGGCAUGUUGGCCCCCAUGUUGAUCCAGUUGGAGGAGGAGAUCGAGGAGGAGAUCCGGGACCAGGAGAGCCUGCGGAUCGAUGCGGGAGAGCCAGCUGAGCAGAGCCCGCCCAGCAGGUGUUACAGUCGGAAGGAGAGCAGUCAGAGUGUGGAGGAUGAAGAUGAACCUGAUCCAGAGCCGUUCAUCUGGCAGCAGAAGAGAGUUUUAUGUGACAUGCGAAAUUUGGAUGAGUUGGUGCGUGAGAUUCUGGGCCGAUGUUCCUGUCCAGCUCAGUUUCCUAUGAUCAAGGUGUCAGAGGGCAAGUACAAAGUGGGAGACUCCAGUGCACUGAUCUUCAUUAGGGUCCUUCGUACUCAUGUGAUGGUGCGUGUUGGAGGGGGCUGGGACACAUUAGAGCACUAUUUGGACAAGCAUGACCCGUGUCGCUGCGCUGCUUUUGCCCACCGCUACCACCAGGCUAAAGCCAGUGGCCAAGGUCAGGGGGCCCAGAGCAAGUCCUCGAGCGCCCACUCCUCUCGUUCCACUAGCCCUGGUCCACACUGGCGAAAUGAUGGCAUAGCACCUUACAAACCUCCGGACAGGCGCUCCAUGGAGCCCCCCUCUGCCCCAUGUGGCUCUUCCUCCUCCACACGGUCGGGCCGAUCUCAGAAUACUUCUGUCCACACUGAGCCUGACUCCGGUGCAGCUCGAACUCUACUCCCCCGGCCACCACGGGACCGCUCAGAACCCCGCCACUUUAAUCCUCUCAGGAAUAAGGAGACAAUGUUGCCAGUGACAAGACGUCUGUCUGGAGACAGUGACUCUUCUACAGCUUCAUCUAAGGGGGGAGGAGGAGGAGGAGGGGGGCGGCAUUCUCUUGGUGGUGCCUCACGGCGCUCUGGUGAAGAGGUAGUCCUGCUUGUCAAUCGCAAGGAGGGGAAGCAUGUGAUUGAGAGGCCUGGAGGAGGAAAUCCGAUGGCAUCCCUGCGUCCGUCACUGCCCCGUGCACGCAGCCAAUCUCGGGAACGUGCUGCACUCACUCCAAUACUCAAGCCCAGCCCACCACAAGGAUCCUCAGAUGGAACACGGACGUCUCGUACAGAGAGGGGCCGCUCCCUCGGAAAUGAGGGCCCAAGGAGGCUCCAUGCUCCACGUUCCCACAGCCAGAGCAAGUUAUCUAGCCGUACUCGGUCCAGUGAUGCCAGCCCGAGUCCCGCUCCCAGCUUCCGAGACCCUCAGCCCCCACCUUCAGACAAACGAGAGGACUUUCGGGCCAAACAAGUGCCCCCAUCCUCUCCCAGAGUAGGUGGUGGGUUCACCAAGAGGCAGUCAUCCUCAUGCUCUAACUCACCUAUUAAAGGGGUCCAGAACAACAACAACAACAGCAGUCCCAGCAAGAAAACUAUAACAGCUCCCAGACCUCCUGCCCCUCGCUCACCCUCCAUAGGAAAAGGCAGACUACUGCCACCAGUAACCUCAGGAGGUCGACGUUCACCACACUCAUCUCCCCGCAACUCUCACCAUCACGCUGCUCGCUCCCCUCGGGUGUCACAGGGCCCUCGCUCUGCUGGGCGUGGCCACCAUAGGAACUGGCCUGGCCUGGAGCGCCAGGAGCCUGAGGAGGAAGGGCUAGGCUUUGGCUUCCAGAUGCUGCCAACAUUAGACCCUCAGAGGGAGCAGGACCUGUAUCGCAGCUUUGAAGCUGAGUUUCUGGCCAAUACACAGCAGGCUAGAGGGGUGUCUAGUAAAACCCCAGGAGGAAUGACCCUUCAGGGAGCUGGGACACAUUCAGUGCCAACACUCACGGAUCCAAAUGUCACUGACUCUGCCUAUUCCUCUUCUAACUCCUCCACCUCCUCCCUGAAUGUGGGGGCAAAGAUAGGAACUCUGCCUGACCUCAGGGAAUCCAAGAGAACUAACCUCCGUCACUUCCCACCCGAGGACCCCUUAAAUUUACUCUAUGGACACAAUUUCGGAGGACCACACAACUUUCGUCAAGGUGAGCCUGAACACUGGGGGGAGCGUGCAGGGGGUCUUAAGAAGCUCCCAGCCAUCUCUAGUUCCGUAGAGGAGAGGGAACUCCCAUCUUCCCUGCCUGGCCUUGGAGACACAGACAGUUUAAUGAAUCAGGUCCCCUCACAACCUGCUUUCCACUGUAGGAAUAUGAAUGGAGGUUGUCUUCCUACAGGGGGGCUAACAGGUGAGCAGGGUCAGCUUGGCUGGGGCACAGGGCCUGAAGGAGAUGUUCCUCUGGAGAAUCACCAUCCAAACUUACCUUAUGACCUGGAAAAUGGUGAAGUGAGUGAUGACCUCCCACCUCCAGAGGCUUGUCCAUCACCUGUGCCCCUUCCCCCUUCUGAAGACUGCUCCUACCAGGAUUCCUCGAGUGAAAACUCUUCCAUGUGCUUCAGCUUGAGUGAAUCCCGCUCUGAGUCCCCCCCACCAUCUUCACCCCUGGCCAACGGGGACACAGACAGGGAGGUGCUGCAGACUAAGAAAGGACAGAAGAAGGCAGACAGGGCAGCGCCUAUCUCGAAGCACAAGCUGAGAGCCAGAAUCAGGCCUCGCAUUGACAACAGACCAGAAAACAGCCCCUCACGUAUCCCCACCCCGGUCAGCUACAGAGACCUGCAGGCUCAUGGCACUCUUUCCCCCUGCCACACCCCACCGCUUUCCCCUCAGAGCUCUCAUUCUACCGGUCGUCCAGCCACAUGCAAGAGCCUGCACCAGGCCUUUGCGGACAUGAUCCAUCCUCAGCCACGUUCCCCAGCCAUGGGCAACAAAGAUUGCUCCUACCCUGGACAGUCAGGAAGCCUGGACACUGAAGCUUGGAUGUAGCACAAAACUGAUGGGUAUGACACAGGGGGUUGUUGUCAUGAACUUUGACUACUGUGUAAAAAAAAAACAGACUUAAGACUGGGCUAUAGACUGUUUUCACUGCAUGUCAAACACUCCUUCUUUUUCACUUAGUUUCUCCCCUGACUGACUGUGGGUGGGGCGGGGUUCACAUUGCUUUUAAUUUGCACUCAAGCCAAAUUAUUUAUUACCAAAGGAAUGGUCUUUAAUACUACUUUUACUGUCAUUUUAAUGUUUGCAUGGGGAUGCUUUUGCCAAUCAGGAGGUGUUUUUUUUUUUUUUUUUGCAAGACUCUUAUGGUUAAUACAGCGAGGUAGAGAGAGAGAGCAUAUGUGCUGCCAUGUGCCCCACUGAGGGGCAUGGUAAAGUGCCAGAGAUUUAAAGCUGCAACUCUGUAAACUGUGCAAACACUAAUCCUUCAGUCACAUCGAUUAGCUCCCUCUUGUGGUUUUGCCAUAGCAUCUCUGCUUGCCUUGAUAGUCAAAGUACUGGUGUGAUGACUGUGACAUUUUCAGUCUCUCCGCAUUAAUGGUCUUCAUAUAUGACUUGGUAUAUACUCACAUUUACAAUAUACUAAUAGGUAACAUAGACAAAGGUACCCCCAUCAUUCUUGUGACUUUAUGAACACUACAUGCACUACCAAUCUCUGUACAGUUGUCUGAUGAUUAUUAAUGUACGAUGUCAGCUUUUCACGAUAAGUUGAUGUAGUGGAGAUACAUAACAUGUUUUUAAAAUGCUUAAUGUGUUACAGGUUUUCAAGAUUAUGUUUAAUGCAGUAAAACAUUUUAACUUCUACUUUUAAGUGGAUUAGGUGUAAAAGCUUGAGGAGCAGUGAAAGUUAUAUUACUUUGUGUCAUUGUCACUGAAACAGAUAUGUUGAGAGUUCUUCCUCUGACCAAACUGUACUCUGGAAUACAAUACUAAAUAAUAUAUGUGCAGAAGUCAAACUCUAAGGAGAAUGAAUGUGUAAAUACAUGUUUGUGUGGGUAUUUUGUAUAUAAAAAGGCAUUGAAUAUACAUACAGUUUAAUGUACAUAGUCACUGUAUUAAGUUCUAUGCUGCCUUAGCUAUGCAAUAUUGGUGUUGGAAAUGCCUUGACAAUUCCCUUUGCCUUAAAAUUUAUUCACAGAUUAGUGUUUGAAUGUUUUUGCUCAACAUCACUAAGAUCUAUUCGGUAACACUACAUUGCCAUCAUUAACUGCUUAGAAUAAUAGUAAUUGGAGAGUUUGAGUGUGAAUGUGGGAAAAACGCAAGGAAAUGCAUUGCCAAUUUUUACUAUAAAUUAUACUUGAUUUAGGUGUACAAUUCAUGAUCAAGACAUAUAAUUUAUUGCCUCUAGUUGUUUUGAAACAGGAGAAGCCGGAUAACCUACUAAGUGGAUUGAUUUCAAAGAUAUGAUAUGUGGUGACAUCUAGUGGCUAAAGAAAUUAUAUAUUUUAGCUAACAAGUAAAAAGAUAACAGUAAUAUUUCCUCUAUACUUUUAAAAUGACAUGUCCUGGUGCUGAUCAGAGCCAAUAACAAUUUCAUGAUAAGGUGAAGUUUGAUGGGUGAAGAAUGAGUUUGACCUGAGUGACUGCAUGUGUGCAACAGUGCAUGAAUAAUAGAUAUUGUAACUGGAGAUUUAGGUUCUCUUGUUAAGAUCUUGUACGGUUGUCAUCAGUAUGAGAAGCCAGACUCCAGCUACAGUGCUUCAGUUUUUGGUAUUUAACUGAUGUGGACUUUGUAAAAUAUAUUUGAAAGUGGAAAAGUAGGACUUGUAGUGUUGGUGUCCUGCAGAAAGCCCAUAAUUUCAAAAAAGAUUUCAACUUCUUCCCCUAACAUGUCUGUUACGAGAAGAGGUUAAAUAUUUUUUUCCAUAGACGUUGUGGAAGCUAUGUCAGUGAGAAAGAAAAAAAUGAUCUAAAAUCUUUUUUGCAGGACACUAACAUGGUGAAUGGGCUAAAAACAAAGAGUGUGCAUAUGUUUGUGUACAUACGGUAUGAGAAGAUGUACAGAGUUGGGGUGAAGAAGGGAGUGAUGGUCUAAUUUAUUUAUUUAUGAAACCAAGUCUCGGUGGGCUCAAGCGACAUCUUUGUCCCAAGUACUGUAAGUGAGUAAGUGUUUAGGGAAAUCCAAAUGAGGCAGGGCAUUUUAAGCUUUUUCAAUUUUCUCAACUGUUUACUGUAAACAGACAUAAUCCUUCAAAAUGUUGCCAGUUUAAAAACUGGAAUCAUCCCACAGACAAAUUAAAUGUAUUUGGAUUGUUUUGCAAUAUUCAGAGAUGCAGAAAUUUGAUUUAAUGCUGACUCCUCAUUGCUACAAAUAAUUUAUGAUGUAUCAGUAUUGUUAGAGCUACAUUGAUCCAGUAUGUAGCCGGUUAUCAGUUUCACCUGUAUAAACAGUUAUUUACAUGUAUUUUAAUUGCUUUGAAUUUAAAUUUGUUUUGGCUUAUUUGAAGACAUUUCCAUUUUUGAUCAACUGGUUUUUAAAAUCUUCCAGUUAUGUGAGCUGUGACUGCAUACAGACAUACCAUUACAUUUGGUAAUCAAUCACAAAGAGUUAUUGUCUUUACAUAUUUUGCUUUUCGUCCUUUGCAAAUUUCAUGAAACUCUCUUUUUCUCUCUUUCCAGCCAGCGAAAUCUGAAUGUUCACGAUCAGACAAUUCCUUGUUUGCUAAUGUUAUUUUCUUCAGUUAAAUGUACAGAUUGCUUGACAUUGUGGAAUUUGUAUGUAUGACAUAGCAAUACUGCAAGAUUUCACUGUUUUUUGAAGUUGAAAAUGCUGUCAAGUUGUUCUUGUAAUAAAUAUUUUCCUCUGAAGUUUGUA